AUGGCCGCUGUUCAACAGCGAGUUCUGAACUGGUUAUACAGUGUUCUUACGAGUGAAUAUCGAGAUGUGAAUCGUACAUAUAAUGACGUCGCCCAGACCCUCUCUCAAUACACCUCAUUAUCCCCGCGGACGGAUGUCUACACAUACGAAAAUGGCGCAUCUUCACUCCUUCUUCAUCUCUCCGGUACCCUUCCUGUGAAUUUUCGUGGCACGACCUACCGAUUCCCGAUCGCAUUAUGGAUACCUCACGCAUAUCCGCAAGAAGCUCCAUUGGUAUAUGUGACACCAGUUGAAGGAAUGGUAGUGAGAGCAGGUCAACAUGUAGAUCCGCAAGGGAAGGUUUACCAUCCAUAUUUAAUGAGGUGGCCAGACUAUUGGGAUAAGUCCAAUGUACUCGAUUUUCUAGCGAUUCUUAGAGACAUUUUUGCCAAAGAACCUCCUGUCAUAUCGAGACAGCAACAAAACGCCCCACCACGUCCACAACCAAUAGCUAUACCUCCUCCUAUACCUCCACUUCCUCCCAAUGUAGUUCGAUCGAUACCAAGUCCAGCUCCUCCACGCCCAUCAGCUGAUGAACGACCUCCUCCUCCUCCCCCGAAACCUACAAACAAUGAUGUACCAUACUCACCUCCCGGUUCCUCACGACGAGACAACGGGCCGCCAUUACCCCCACUACCUACACAAGUUGGAUAUGAUAAUAGCAGAUAUGGACCACCAAUGCCACAGUCACCAAUUAGGCAUUCACAUACCCCUCAAAGAAGUAGUAGUCUACGAUACGAGAGUGCCCCUCUGCUACCACCGCAACAGUCCAGGCAAAACUUACGGGAACCAUCAUAUAGUCCUGUGAGUCCAAUAACUCCACCAGAAGACCCUUAUAGACAGUCCUCGCACUCUCAGUCAUACCAACAACCAACACAGUCUCAACAACCUCAACAACCAUACAACUCGAAUAAUAUCCAACAACCUAUUCCUCAAAAUGGUAGACCCCCUUUACCACCGCCUCAAUAUAUGCAUCCACAACAACAGCAACAACCGUAUCCUGGACAUACUUCCCAUCAACAACGGACUCAAUAUCAGCAGCAACAACCUCAGCCACCACAAACACAACCCCAAGCCAAACCUCCAAUUCCUGACCUUCUCGAUGCACCCUUAACUCUCUCCAUUCCCGGUGCCUCCUCCGCUAAUCUUCCCGCCCCACCCAUCCCUCCCAACCCAGAAAAAGAUAUGCUCCUCCACAAACUCGCCAGCGCCCUCCACUCCCAACGUCUCCACCACACCGCCCAAACCGCCUCCUCCCUACCCGGUCUCCACUCCCAACAAACAUCUAUGCUCAGCACUCUCACCACCAUGCAAUCCGAGUUGUCCGCUCUCGAAUCCCUCUCCACUUCCCUUAUCACCAACACCACAAUCCUACAUAGCUCCCUCCAAACCGCCGAUCAACUUCUCCAAUCCUCUCAACAUCGUACUCCACCCCCAAUCGACGAACUGCUCGUCGCUCCAACAGUUGUAGGAAAUCAAUUGUACGAAUUAGUUUGCGAAGAAAGGAGUUUAGGAGAUGCUAUUGAUGUGCUAGGGAGAGCGGUUGAGAGGGGAAGGAUCACGGGACCGACGCUUGCGAAGAUGACGAGGGGGUUGGCUAGGGAAUUAUUUUUGAAAAAGGCGUUGAUUAGGAAGAUAGGGAUAGGGAUGGGGUUAAGCAGGGUGGUCGGAGGGGGUGGUACGUUGGAGGAAGAGAUAGAAGAUGAACAGAUGCCCGAACACAGGAAAUCAAAGCAAGCACAACGCAACUAA
Molecule: messenger RNA, 1791 nt
Organism: Sclerotinia borealis F-4128
Lineage: Eukaryota; Fungi; Ascomycota; Leotiomycetes; Helotiales; Sclerotiniaceae
Source: the annotation of a GenBank genome assembly